This is a messenger RNA of Thlaspi arvense, 1050 nucleotides long. The record is from the annotation of a GenBank genome assembly. NCBI's taxonomy places the organism in Eukaryota, Viridiplantae, Streptophyta, Magnoliopsida, Brassicales, Brassicaceae.
AUGGAAGUUGCUGGGAAUCAAAUUAGAGUCCAAUCCCUAGCCCAAAAUGGUACAGCACAGGUGCCACCUGAAUACAUACAACCUCCAGAUUGCCGUCCCAAUGUCUUACCAUGUCCAAACACCUUGGCUUCUGAUAAAAGUAUUCCACUAGUUGACCUCAGUGGCUCCACAAGUGAUGUCCAUAGAGUGUUGGGACAAGCCUGCCAAGAAUGGGGUGCAUUUCACGUAACAAACCAUGGUGUUCCCAUCCAGUUGCUGGAUGGUAUGAGGAAAAUUGGCAUCACUUUCUUUGAGGACUGUCCCAUGGCUGAGAAGCUGAACUACUCCUACGAACCCAAUUCUUUUGCUUCUGAAGGCUAUGGAAGCCGCAUGUUAGUCUCUUCCAAUGACACGGUUCUGGACUGGAGGGAUUACUUUGAUCAUCACACUCUGCCUCUUUCACGCCGCAACCCCUCACACUGGCCCAACUUUCCCCCUAAUUACAGAGAUGUUGUCUUGGAGUAUAGUGAUCACAUGGAAGCCCUUGCUCAGAGGCUCUUGAAACUGAUUUCAGAGAGUCUACGCCUUCCUUCUUCACAGAUUGGAGAGGCUGUUGGAGAUUUUUACCAGAACAUCACAAUCAGCUAUUACCCACCUUGUCCACAACCUGAGCUCACCCUAGGUUUGCAAGCACAUUCAGACAUGGGUGCAAUUACCCUUCUCAUUCAAGAUGAUGUUAGUGGCCUCCAGGUUCUCAAGGAUAAUGAGUGGGUAAAUAUUAAUCCUUUAUCUGAAGCCGUUGUCGUCAUUUUGGCUGAUCAAACUGAGAUUAUAACAAAUGGAAAAUAUAGAAGUGCUGUGCAUCGGGCUAUAACAAAUUCUACCAAUGCGAGACUCUCAGUUGCCACCUUUCAUGAUCCUGCAAAGACAAGGACAAUAUCCCCAGCUUCCAAGCUCAUCAGUGACUCUUCUCCUCCUCGGUACCGCCAGGUUAUGUAUGGUGAUUAUGUCUCAUCAUGGUAUACUAAGGGUCCGGAAGGGAAACGCAAUAUUGAUGGCCUCCUACUCUGA